GACUGGCAAGAUGAGUUUCAGUGUACGGAGGCACGGCAAGUCUCCAAAUUUAAAACCCGUGCGACAGAAAUUGCAGUUCACCGCCAGUGAUAAUGAAGACGACAAUUUAGAGGAGGCGAACAACAGCACCGGCGCCGAAUCGGGCUUCACGGAGCUGGACUCUCCCGUCUCCGUGCGACGCAGCAUCGAUAAGAGACCGGAGGACCAGGGCAGCAGCCCCCUCGGCAGAACCCGAGACGACGACGAGUCCUGGGAUGAGGAGGGUUUCGGUUCACCCUCUCGCGUGAAAGCGCCUUUUUACAUGAAAAGCUCACCAUCGCCCAGGAAAAGUCCCCAGGCUUACGACAGUUCACCUGAGAGAAGUUACGUUCAUGAUGACAUGGAUGGAUCCAGCUCCCCUGUACCGGACUGUCCUGAUACACCACCCCAUAAAACCUUCAGGAAACUCCGUCUGUUUGAUACCCCCCACACACCAAAGAGUUUAUUGUCGAAGGCAAGAACGACGGUAUCGGCGAGCCGGAGAGUCGGACUGUUCAAGAAUGUGGAUUCCACGAGCAAAGCUUGUCUGGACGGACGACGAAACCAGACACCUCUAGUCAACAUCAACCCCUUCACCCCGGACUCCAUCCUGGUGCAGUCAUCAACACUACAAAGAAAUAACAGGAAACGAUCACACUGGAAUGACUCCUGUGGGGAGGACAUGGAUGCAAGUGAUGCUGAGAUGGAGGAUGAGCUGAUUCCUCCAACAAAGAGAAUCACAAUGAUGGAGAAUAACAUGAUGUCCAGAUAUGCAUCUGAAUUCCAUGAGCUGGAGAAGAUUGGCUCUGGAGAGUUCGGCUCAGUUUUCAAAUGUGUCAAGAGAUUGGAUGGCUGUAUCUACGCCAUCAAACGUUCCAAAAAGCCUUUGGCAGGAUCUGUGGAUGAGCAGAAUGCACUUCGUGAGGUCUAUGCACAUGCAGUUCUUGGACAGCACCCCCAUGUUGUGAGGUAUUAUUCGGCUUGGGCAGAAGAUGACCACAUGCUGAUCCAGAACGAGUACUGUAAUGGUGGAACCCUGUCUGAUGUCAUUGCCGAGAACAAUAGACACAUGCACUUUCUGUCAGAGAUGGAGCUGAAGGAUCUGCUGUUGCAAGUGUCUCGCGGACUCAAGUACAUUCACUCGACAGCACUUGUUCACAUGGAUAUCAAGCCAAGCAAUAUAUUCAUUUCACGCAAACCUGCUGCUAGUUUAGAGGAACUUGAAGAUGAAGACGAUGGACCCACGAGAGUGGUGUACAAAAUAGGUGAUCUAGGUCAUGUUACAAGGAUUACCAAUCCCCAAGUUGAAGAAGGUGACAGCAGAUACCUGGCAAAUGAAGUCCUUCAGGAGGACUACAGUAAUUUGAAAAAAGCAGACAUUUUUGCUCUGGCUUUGACUGUUGUCAGUGCCUCUGGAGCAGAGCCCCUCCCCACCAAUGGGGAAAAGUGGCACAAAGUCCGACGGGGCAUUCUGCCCCAUAUCCCCCAAGUGCUCUCUCAGGAAUUUUUAAGCUUGUUAAAGCUUAUGAUCCAUCCUGACCCAACACGACGCCCCUCAACCUCUGACCUUGUCAGACACCCUUUUCUGCUCACUGCUUCCAGAAUGAGUGCUGACCAGCUGCGUGUAGAGCUCAAUGCUGAAAAGUUCAAGAAUGCACUUCUGCAAAAGGAGCUCAAGAAAGCUCAGAUGGCAAAGGCCGCAGCAGAGGAGAGGGUUCUGUCUUCAGACCGAGUUCUUACACGUUCCACAGUCCAAUCCAGUUCCAGAGCAUCUCGACUCAUUGGGAAGAAAAUGAACCGCUCCGUUAGCCUCACCAUUUACUGAACUGAAGUCAAGAUAAAAGAAUGAUCAAGGCAAUUGUGAUGUCAUAAGACUGAGUAGGAACUUCAGUGGUGCUGUAUGAAAGAUUGAAGACUGCUGUAUGCAGUUUUGUCUGUAGCCGGAAGAAAGACAGAGAUGGUCCUGUAACUUAUAGUGCUUGUACUGUUUCAGAAGUACCAUGGGUUUAACUAAAGAACAAAAGUUUUUACUUAAGUUUGGCCUACUCUGCAUAAAUUGGUUUGGUAAUAGACUUGCCUUUAUGUGAAUAAUGCAGAUCUGCCUUACCAAUUAGGUUUGCCUUCUCAAAAUGUAGUCAUCUUAUGAGGCUGAAUUGUCUCAAGAUGGUCAUGUUGUUGGUAUAGUUCCAUCUCCUAAUCUUUGCUUUAAGUUCCAUAGGCAAGGGUCAACAUAGUCUGCACUUUGCUUUUUUGUACGUGCAGUGUUGCUCUUUACCAAAUGGGAGUUGUGUGCCCCCUAAGAGCCCUGAUAUGUGAAUGUACCAGAUCAAAGAUUUGUGCACCUUACUGCCUGUGGAAAAAUAAAAUGCCUGUUGGGCUAUGGAAGUUGGGGCCUGAGUUAGAUUGCCAUUUAAAUGAGCACUUUGGAGGCAAUGGCAAGCUUGCCACAGAAAGCCUGCUGCUAUUCAUGUUCGUCUGUAUCCAGUUAGGGUUGGAAGUUUUUAACAAGUACAAUAUUUUUUUUUUGUAAAUGCCCUAAAUAUUCGUUAUCCAUCCAAGCAAUAUUUCAUGUCCACUUCCAUCAUAAUUAUUAUUAUUUUUUUUCAAGAUUGCAUCCAGCCAUUACUUGCUUUAUCCAAUCCUGACAUAUCUUGCUGAACCAAUUUCACCAUGUGACCAUUGUUUAAUUAAAACCGGAAGAAAAAGAUGAUUUAAAUGUACACGUCAUACAAAUAUCCAACCCUGUUUGUAGCAUUAAAACAAUCCAUGAUCCAUUCAUCGGAUGUCCUUGGUUAAUAAUGUGUAAUUUAGACAUUUGUGUUACUUCAACUACAUUAAUAGGGUACUGUUGAGAUUCAUUGUUACUGUUGAUCCACGAAACAUUCAUUUUGUCUGUUAAUAUGUUCUUUUAAUAAAA
Messenger RNA from Xyrauchen texanus (razorback sucker), 2935 nucleotides. Its product is annotated as wee1-like protein kinase 1-A. The coding region runs from base 11 to 1843 and encodes 610 amino acids. Gene Ontology annotation, molecular function: ATP binding; non-membrane spanning protein tyrosine kinase activity; magnesium ion binding. Lineage: Eukaryota; Metazoa; Chordata; Actinopteri; Cypriniformes; Catostomidae. Gene Ontology annotation, cellular component: nucleus. The record is from RefSeq and is a predicted model, not a curated record. The transcript is spliced from 10 exons. Gene Ontology annotation, biological process: protein phosphorylation; mitotic cell cycle.